This is a messenger RNA of Paramecium octaurelia, 1085 nucleotides long. The record is from the annotation of a GenBank genome assembly. Lineage: Eukaryota; Ciliophora; Oligohymenophorea; Peniculida; Parameciidae.
AUGUAAUUAUUCAAUAAAUUUCUAAACCCUUUGUUUAAAAUUAAUUAAUUUAAUAUUCAAAGUUUAUUCUCUUAUUUCGAAUAAACACCGAAGUCUUUUACUAUUAUUAUGACAGUUUCUCAUUAUAACUUAGUGUCCCAUAGUUUUCCAUUAUUUAUGGUUAUCAUUUAAAUUUACCUAUUGGAUACCUUGGUGCUUGGCAUUCCAAAUGUACAUUAAAGAAAAGUGAUAGAAGAAUUAAAAAGAGAAGACAAGUUAUUUGAUUUUCAUCCAAAUGAAAAGUUAAAUAACAAAAUGAAGAUAGGACCAUAUCCAUAAGAUUAGGUUGAUUGUAAUUAAGCCUCAAUUUGCAAAGAUUGUAAAAGUAAUGAAGCAUACUUAAUUACUCCUAAGAAUGUUCAUCUUAUUGGACUUCAUUUUGGAUAUAAAUAAGAAAUAAUAGAUCUAUUUCAUUCCUUAAAAUUUAUAGAUUAGGAUUCUGCAUUAUGGUUUGCAUUUUCUGAGAAAUAAAUUUGUAUAGAGAAAAGUCAAUUAUAAAUUGAUGUAAUAGAAUUGAUAAUUUUUAGAUAUCCCUUAAGUCCAUUUUCAAUUAAUAUCAAACUCUGUAAAAUACUUUGGAAGUAUUUCCUCAAUUAUUUUCCAUCCAAGAUAACAUUAAGUUGAACAACAUUAGGAUGAUGGCCAGAUUUGAUAGAGAUAAUAGAGACGAUUGGAAUUACGAAAUUCUAUCUCUUAAUUACACAGGCAAUUGCGAUUCUGAUCUAUUACUUUGUGAAUAGUUUUAUCAAGAACCUACUAACGUAAUAUAGCAAUGUAAUUCAUAGGUUUAUCUGAGAGUAAACGGUAAAUUAAAGGCAAUGGAGGAUAUGGGGUUUGAGAUAAUCGGAAAUAAAAAUAUUAAAUAAAUAAUUAUAGAGGAGAUGAUAUUGCCAAAUUUAAUUUUUGAUUAAUUGAUUAAGUAAUUCUUCGGAGAGAGAUUCAUUGAAUAGAUCGAAUAUGAUAUGGAUAGACAAUACAAAGUAGAGGUUAAGGAGUCUCUAAAGGAGCAUAAGCUUGAAUUAGAAUUAAUUAUAGAAGAGCAUUGA